Trypanosoma rangeli is the source of this 1764-nucleotide messenger RNA. RefSeq lists its product as uncharacterized. NCBI's taxonomy places the organism in Eukaryota, Euglenozoa, Kinetoplastea, Trypanosomatida, Trypanosomatidae. The transcript has a single exon. The record is from RefSeq and is a predicted model, not a curated record. Bases 1 to 1764 code for a protein of 587 amino acids.
AUGAAACGAGGAGAGGGACAACGAAGUCCAGCAGCCUUGUGGCCCCAGUUGCAGGAGGAGCAGCACGCGGAAGCGGAUGCAGAAGACCCUAAACGCCGGUCGAUAAUUGAGUCUGAAUCAAAUUCCAGGCUGCGCGACACGGAGUCUCCUUAUGCGACACUGCCGCAUAACUGUCGGCACUUUUCCACGUUGGCAUUGUCUGCUAGCGAUACUGACAAGCCGACGGUUGCCCACACACCAAGCACCUCUACCACUGUCCCAUUGUCACAAAACAGUGGCGUCCGCGUGGUUAAAGGGCGGUCGUCCAGGUUGAAUUUGGAGUUGGUGGCGCCGAGGUCGGGUGACGGACAGCCACUAACAGUAAAGCAGGAGCUCCCUACGUAUUCCGUCCGUACUGUCGUACGCCAGGAAGACCACCCGUUGUGGUCAUCCUCCCCACAGAUGCAACUGGAGUACCUGUUUGGCCGUGCCACGUUGGGACAAGGCGGUCUUCGGAGGGACGGUUACAUAAACUACCCCAAAGGAUGGGAUGCACCAGCUAGAAAGCAGCGGUCUUCUUUGUCACCCGCGGAAGAGCCUUGCAAAGGUGGUUGGAGCACGCCACUUGCCACUAUAGAGUGGCGGCAGGACACUAGGUUGCCGAACGUCUUGCUGCCGCCACCCUCACAACAACAGCAACAGCUGGCUACGACGGCGGUAGGCGCCGAAACAGUUUUUUCGGAAAGAGGGCAACGCUUUGCUGUGGCUCCCCCAUUAGAGCCGCAAGCAGGGUUUCAACGAAUUCGACUCCGUGACUUUGCCACACAUGUCUCAAUAUUGCUACGUGAUGAGUGUGUCUGUCGUCAAGCAAUCGUUGCGGAGGAACGUCAAGAGGCAGUGCUUGACAUUGUAAUGGUGCCAGACGUCACGCUUAGGUCGCUUCAUCCAGCGUUGUUGGCUGGCAUCGAGGAAACAGCUAUAUUGGAGGAAAUCUGUCGGCGUUAUAUUUUAGAAGAAGAAGUCUGCCAACGAACCCCAAUAUGGGAUUUUUAUGUCUUUGAACACCGCUGCUUGGUUAUUGGGCUGGCGCCACUAAAACGUCUCUUGCUGCAGUGGAUUUUGUAUUACCGGGGGCGUAAGCAAAGACACUUGGAACAGCAAAACUGUCUCAUGAGGCGAGAGGAGAAAUCUCGGCGUGAGCUCACGCACAGGUGGCUGGCGGCUCAGCAGAAACUCUUUGCCUCUCUAGUUGUUGCCACAGAGGCCCUGUUUCGUGCCCUCAUUGAGGAGUUACAGCUGUGUACGCAGUAUGCUCACGGGUUUGCAAGUAUUUGUUUGAAGGAGCAAGUUGAAUUAUUUCCGCUCUUGUACGGUGCAGUAAUGCCAAGAGUGGUCGUCUGUGGGCGAAUCUCUGGUUAUACCCGUUUCAAGCAACUUGACCUACAUGACCAACACGAACGCCGCUACUUGAGCACGUGGGAAGAAAGAGAUCGUCUUGUCAUUUCCUAUAUUAUGCAGCGGGAAGCAUUGGUGGGUUUUGUGGAGGGUCCCAGACGCCAAACCAUCGUGGAGGAGGAGUCGGUUGCACGUAUGAAACUUGCCUUUACCCUUUUUGCUAUGGCGGAGCGCUGCCACAGACGUGAGAUCGAAAUUGUGGAGGCCUGUGAAUGGCAGAUCGAUCUGCUUCCCUAUUUGUGUGCUGCGUUAGCGCCAGUUGGGCAGCGUCCCGAAGAAAAGCGGACAACAUUUUUGUUUCUGACAAAGAUGCAGGGUUGUCCUACUUAG